ACCAGGAAGAAGAGCUGUAAACAGCGGUGGAGGUUUAAUAUCUCAACAUUUCACUAAAUCAUUCUGCCGCUUACUACUUUUGGCGUCUUUUUACCCACAAAUGGACGCUCAGUCGUAUCUUCCCGUCCAACCCGGAGUCGGAAUGGAGGAGAACUUCUUCUCUCUCGACGACAUUUUGCUGUCUCAUGAGAGGCUUCCUGUCCGGACGGAGUGCACCUUCCCCCGGCUUGGGUUCCUGGAGAAGUCGAGCGACUCGCCGGACAUCCCGGAGGGCACAAAGAUGGAGCUUCCUGUGUGGCUGUCGAAGGGUCUGUACGAGAGGAAGAGGAGGGUUCUGUCCGUGGAGCUUCCUAAGGUUUACAGAGAAGGCUGGAGGACCGUUUUCACCGCCGACCCCAACGUGGUCGACCUGCACAAGAUGGGACCUUACUAUUACGGUCUGGGCUCCCAGAUGCUGCACUUUGAGAGCCCAGAGAACCCAGACAUCGCUCAGACCCUGCUGCAGACCUUCAUCGGCCGGUUCCGGCGGACCAUGGACUCCUCCCAGAACGCCUACAACGAGGACACGUCGGCGCUGGUGGAGCGACUCGACUGUCUGGAGAAGACCCUGUUCCGGUCCGGCCAGAGCGGCCUGAACGGCUUCCAGAGCUGGGAGAAGGGCCGGGCCUCGACGCUCACCGCCUCCAGCCUGGUGCUCAACUACCGCAAGAGGAAGAUCAACGACGUUCAGCCCUGAUCGGUCGUGAAUAUCGGAACGUGGCGGCAGAACCUUCUUUGUCCACGGAUAAGUUCUUCCUCUCAACCCGAGUCAUGCUGCCAGAGAUGGGACUCUAUACGGACUACACACACCUUUAUAUUUAUUUAAUCCAACCAUUCUGACCAGUUUGUGACGGACAUCCAGUCGAUCUACACACGUUCUGUUCCUGUAAUUUUGUUUGUUUUUAUCAGUAAAAACACAGCUGCUUGUUU
Messenger RNA from Stegastes partitus (bicolor damselfish), 969 nucleotides. RefSeq names its product GINS complex subunit 3 (gene gins3). The transcript has 3 exons. Gene Ontology annotation, cellular component: GINS complex. Lineage: Eukaryota; Metazoa; Chordata; Actinopteri; Pomacentridae. The record is from RefSeq and is a predicted model, not a curated record. The coding region runs from base 101 to 736 and encodes 211 amino acids. Gene Ontology annotation, biological process: mitotic DNA replication initiation.